AUGAAACACAUCUCCACCUUGGCACUCGCUGCCAGCACCAUCAUUGGAGCCGAAGCCAUCACCCUUCAGAAGCGUUCAAAUGGCGCACCAAAGGUCGUCGAGUACGAGAUCGAGAGAAAGCACGUCGAGAAUCCCCUGAAGAGAGACCAUCUACGAAGACGUCAGAACACCAUCAGUGAAACUCUGGACAACGAGCAGACCCUUUACUUUGCCAAUGGUUCUAUUGGAACACCGCCGCAGGACUUCAGGCUACACAUCGACACCGGAAGUAGUGAUCUCUGGGUCAACGUUGCCACUUCCCAGUUCUGCGAGGACACGCAACAGAACGACUGCUCCAUCUCAGGCACCUACGCCCCCAACUCGUCCUCGACUUACGAGUAUGUCAACAGUCUUUUCAACAUCUCAUAUGUUGAUGGUUCAGGUUCGGCAGGCGACUAUGCUACUGAUGUCUUCCGCAUCGGUGGUGCCGAGCUCCAAGCCCAGGAAUUUGGUAUUGGUUACGUGUCGAGCUCCCAAGAGGGUAUUCUUGGAAUCGGUUAUCCUACCAACGAGGCCAUUCUCCAGUAUGUGAGAACUCCUUACGUCAACGUGCCCGAGCACAUGAUGCAGGCUGGUCUCAUCAACACCAAUGCUUACAGCUUGUGGCUGAACGACCUUGAUGCCUCCAAGGGUUCCAUCCUCUUCGGUGGUGUCAACACUGAAAAGUACACUGGCUCCCUCCAGACUUUGCCUAUCCUCACUGAGGAGGGUAUCUACGCCGAGUUCAUCAUCGCUCUUACUGGUGUCGGCUACAACGGCCAAGACAACUCGAUCGCUUCGAACCUCAACACUGCUGCCCUGCUUGACUCUGGUUCCAGUUUGAUGUACCUCCCCAACGACGUUACUGAGAAGAUCUACACUAUGACUGGUGCCAAGUACAGCCAGGAGUAUGGCGCUGCCUUCAUUGACUGCAACAUGCGCUACAACGACACCACCAUCGACUUCACCUUCUCUUCCCCCACCAUCCGCGUCAGCAUGUCGGAACUGGUUCUUGUUAUGGGCUACCAGGGUCGCAACCCUAUCUGCAUUCUCGGCAUUGCACCUGCUGACGGUACCACNCCCGUCCUUGGUGACACUUUCCUCCGUAGCGCCUACGUCGUUUACGAUAUCACCAACAACGAGAUCUCUCUGGCCCAGACCAACUUCAACAGCACUGGCAGCAACAUCAUGGAGAUCACCAACACAAGUAUUCCCGACGCCACUGGUGUCGCCUCUGCUGUCACUUCGGUUUCCCAGCAGACUAGCGCUGGUGGUCGUCUUGGCGGCUUCCCAACUGGCAGCUUGACCAGCAGCGGUAUGGGUGCCAACAUCACUNNCCCCGGACCCAAGGGUCUUGGUGCUCUUGCUGCUGUCGGUGCUGCUGCAUUCUUUGCCUUGUAG
Aureobasidium musti is the source of this 1419-nucleotide messenger RNA. NCBI's taxonomy places the organism in Eukaryota, Fungi, Ascomycota, Dothideomycetes, Dothideales, Saccotheciaceae. The record is from the annotation of a GenBank genome assembly.